UCAAACAUGGCCGACAAGAAAGUAGACUCUGGGAGCGAGUCGGACAGCACAGAAGAACCAGUAGUUGGAAAUGUCAACAAGUUCGCAGUUGUUCCACCUGGUUACAGUGGUCGGCCAAAGAAGGGACACCUUAUAUUUGAUGCAUGCUUUGAAUGUGGAAACCUUGGAAGAGUUGACUACAUCACAGAAUAUGAAUAUGAUUUGUUCAUACGACCAGAUACUUGUAAUCCAAGAUUCAGAGUAUGGUUCAAUUUUACAGUAGAAAAUGUCAAGUCAGAUCAGCGAGUCAUCUUUAACAUUGUCAACUUUAGCAAAACAAAGUCACUGUACAGAGAUGGUAUGUCACCCAUGGUCAAGUCAACCAGCCGUCCAAAAUGGGUGAGAAUACCAGCAAAGCAUGUCUACUAUUACCGCUGUCCAGAUCACAGAAAAAACUAUGUGAUGUCAUUCUCGUUCUGUUUUGACCGCGAGGAUGAUGUGUACCAGUUUGCUUACUGCUAUCCUUACUCCUACACUCGUCUACAGAAUUACCUCGACAACUUAGAAAAGAAGAACAUGGACUUCUUCUCGAGGGAACUGCUGUGUCUCACAGUUCAACAACGUCGCCUGGACAUGAUAACCAUCACACAUCCUGAUAACUUGGAAAUGGAUGAAGUGAAGCAUACUGUCUUUAUCACUGCCAGGGUUCACCCAGGGGAAACACCCUCUUCUUUUGUUUGUCAGGGGUUGAUUGAUUUUUUGAUUAGCAAUCAUCCAAUAGCGAAGGUCUUAAGAGAACACAUUGUGUUUAAAAUAGUCCCUAUGUUGAAUCCGGAUGGUGUGUACCUCGGAAAUUACAGGUGUUCUUUGAUGGGGUUUGAUCUGAACAGACACUGGCUGGAGCCCUCACCCUGGGCACACCCCACCUUGUACGCCACGAAAAAUAUCCUCAUGGAGCUUGACAGGAAUGAGAAAGUCUUAGUAGACUUCUACAUCGACAUACAUGCUCACUCAACUCUGAUGAACGGCUUUAUGUAUGGUAACACUUAUGACGACAUUGAGCGAUACGAGCGACAGUCUGUCUUCCCAAAAUUACUGUGUGCUAACGCUGAGGACUUCUCGCUGGCCAACACCAAUUUUAACAAAGAUGCAGUGAAGGCCGGAACUGGGCGCAGGACCCUAGGGGGCUGCUUAGAUGAUAACUCUCACUGCUACACCCUGGAGGUGUCCUUCUUCAGCUAUCAGACAAGUGCGUCCAGCAGUUCUCUGCCCUACACAGAAGAGGGAUACAUGAAGUUGGGGCGUAACUUGGCCCGAACGUUCCUGGACUAUUACAAGCUCAUCAACUUUAUCACAGCCAAGCCAAGCAGCAGUAUUGUACCAAAACCUGGCCCCUACAGGAUGAGGGACCGCCAACACGAACGCUCGCAAACAGACCCUCCUGUAGAUUCAUAUGAAGACCGAAGAAGAUCUUACAACAGACACAGUGAUUUUGGUAUCAAUAGUUGUAACGGGUUUGGGGACCCACCCACCUCUAUACGCCUGCAGCUGAGGGACAGAGACGUGAGGAAAUACUGACGUCCCAGCCUUUAGUACCUCAAUAGACAUUAGGACAGAAUUCAUCAAGGUUUACCAUGGCCUGUAGUAGCCCACCGUCUCCUGAGUACACGGCCAAACACUACCAUCUCCCAGCCCAAACCUCAUCAUCUUCAAGUACAUGGUCCAAACACCAUCACCCCCAACACAUCCCAAGUACAUAGCCAAAACACCAACAACAUCUCGCAAGAACAUAGCCCAAACACCAACAACACAUCCCAAGUACAUAGCCCAAACACCCCCAACAUAUCCCAAGUACAUAGCCCAAACACCAACAACACAUCCCAAGUACAUAGCCCAAACACCCCCAACAUCUCCCAAGUACAUAGCCCAAACACCCCCAACACAUCCCAAGUACAUAGCCCAAACACCCCCAACACAUCCCAAGUACAUAGCCCAAACACCAACAACAUCUCCCAAGUACAUAGCCCAAACACCAACAUAUUUAAAGUACAUAGUAUAAACAGCACCAACAUUUCCAAGUAAAUAGCCCAAACAACACCAACAUUUCCAAGUAAAUAUAUAUAUAGCCCAAACAACACCAACAUUUCCAAGUACAUAGCCCAAACAUCACCUACAUUUCCGAGUACCAUAAUAGCCCAAACAGCACCAACAUCUUCCAAGUGUAACUCGAGGGAUGCGAUUGAAUCUAGUCCAUUUAAUGUAAAGUGAAUCGAGGAUGAUAGAAGUUACAGCAGGAAUGUUAGCAAAAAUGCAGCAGUCUUCAACAGCCACAGUAUCAUACAGAUCUCCUUGUGUGUUAGACAUUGGAACUAAUCAUACUAACAAAUUCACUAUCUCUGUACAUCAAAUGAUUGUUGUUCCUGAGGGAAGAAUAUUGCAUUUGUCUGUAAUGUUCCAUUUAUCUGGAAUAUGUAUUUAAGUACAUACAAAUUUUGAUAUUGAACAUAAAAAUAAUUCUUUCCAGGAGCAUGACAUGAAAACUGACAUGAAUUAUUGGUAACAUGCCUGAGGCCAUGGUAUCCACCUAAUAUGUACAGGGCCAGUGUACAAGUAAUUACAUUAGUAUUUGGUGUCUUGUGUGAGGCUGGUUACUUUACACAGCACAGGGACAAGACAAAAUAAUUCUGGAGAUACUUAUAUUGAUAAUUAUAGAUGAAUUUAUGAAGCCUAAAUAGAUCUCCAAACUAAGCGAGUCUUGUCCCUGUGGUGUAUAGAUGUAUGGAACAAGAUAAUAAAUCUGGUCGUAUUUAAAAUACACAUCUGCAACCAUUCCCGGUCACAUUGUCAUUCCACAAUUGUACAGGCAAUUCUUCAAAGUAAUGAUUAUUUACUGGUACUGAUGAUUUGAUGUAAGGAUGUAUAGGAGUAGAAGUUGACAUAAAAUAGUUUUAGUAGAGUGUACCCUGUAGGGAGUUGUGUGAGGAUCAGUAUGUCAUAGAUUAGAACACUGACAUUAUAAAAGGGGAGUUGGUUAUAGAUUUAUUGGUACAGCGACGUUGGGAUGGGAGGGACAGGGGUUUGUCAAGUAACUGUGCUGGUUUUGUACAUUGGUGCACAUUUAUUUGUGUGUAGUUGAUCACAGUUGCUUUAAUGCACACAAAUUGUCAAGUUUUUGUUGAUGGCAAUGGACUCUAGUUGAUUUGUAAAUCGUAUAAGAUAUUCAAAACAUUCCAUUGCAAUACGUACAGACAGGGCCGAGGGUUAGUUGGGACCAAUAUUGUGAAAAUUAUUUUUAUUCUCUGAAAAACAAAGUUAAAAUCAUUCCUUCUAACACUAGUCAACUAAUUUCCAUAAGGAUAUAUGGUGUCGUGUUUCCUUCCCAUUGUGAUUUUACAGAGUUAUUGCCCUUUUUAGCUCACUUCAGUGUCCCGAUGUUAAGCAUCUGCUGUCGUCUUCUCAUCAACCAAGAGUCCCAUUGUCCUGAUAUUUGGCCGAUAGGUUCCUAGGAUAAAGCCACACAAAGUUUUUGAAAAGAAAUGACCUUGAUCAAUAUUCAAGGUCACAGGUGUCAAAUAUGUUGAAAACCUUAAGCAACUUCUUCUGGUUAAUCUGAAGGCCAAGAAGCAUAAUAUUUGGCUGAUAGGUUCCUGGGAUGAAACCCCACAAAGUUUGUGAAAACAAUUGACCUUGACAUAUCUUGGAUCAAAGGGUCGUUUUGAUUAAAACAUUCAAAUACCUUUCACAAAAAUCAUAAUAUGUGGCCGUUGGGCUCCUUGGGUGGAGCCUCACCAAGUUUGUGAAAAGAAAUUACCUUGAACUCUAUUCAAGGUCACAGAGGUUAAAUUAAAAAACAACAUUACUUUCCUCUGAUUAACUGAAAGGUCUAGAAUCAUAUUUUUAUUUUGAUUAACUGAAAGGCAGGUGGGCCUCUUGUUUGUACUGUACACAUUUAAAACUAUUUACAAUGUAGAUCUUUUUCUGGUACGGAUUGUUGAAACUAUAUGUAAAACAAAUAGUAAGUACAUGUACAAUGUAUGAUGUUGAGGACUUGGCAUUGCAGCAAAGUGUUUUUUGUCCAUUAAUAAGGAACUGAUUCAUGAUAAAUGUAUGUUAAAUGUUGUAUGAGCUUUAGUGAUCUUUCUUUGAAGUUAUUAAGUGUUGGAAUAUUCUAAUAAAUAACCAUGUUUGUUAAGAAUGUACAAAAAUGUAUUCCAUUCUCAUUGGGAAAGUAUUUACUGUGAUAUUUCUCCUGUGUACCUGGCAUCAGGAAUCUCCAGUUUUACAUAAUGUUGAAUUUUCAUCUCUCUUUACCAAUGUUAUAUGCUCAUCUAAUGCAGCAUGUAUACCAUAACUAUUAACUUAAUGUGACGGCUGCUCUCCAUAGAAAAUAAUUUUAUCAAAUGAAUUUUAUUUAACUUGGUAUAAAAUUCUCCGGCUUUUUGGAAGAUCUCCAGCUAUUACAUACAGCAUUAAUAUAUAUCUCUUGUAGAUUAAUGGUCAGUGAAGCCUCAUAAAUCCAUUGUUCCCAGUGAAUUGGCUGAAUUGCAUUUGAAUUACGAAUAAAAAAUAUGUAUAUAAAGUUAAAAUGUAACACUACAAAGAUGGUUUUUCUUCCGCAUAACAUUCUUUUGAUAAUAAUCAGAAUUUGUGAUAUUUUUGGGUUAAGCAGUAUCAAAUGCUGUUUUUAUUAAGGAUUUAAACCCUUGAUUUUUAAUCUUAUAUUUUCUUGUAAAUGUCUGGUCAGAUAUUGUAUAUCCAUCCGAAGUUUUGCAGGAUGCUGAUGUUUUGCAUGAAAGUUGGGACCAAACAUAUUUUACUGUGCUGUCAAACUGGAAAUUUAAAUAUUUUUCCCCCAAACUUUGACCAUGAGCUUCAUUUUCUUCAAAGUUGGAGCAGAGCCAUACAUGUUUGACAAACAUUCUCAGGUUGAGAAAUUAUAUGUUCCUCAUUGUUAAAGAAUUUUAUUUAGGGUAUUAUUGUUGAAAUGAUCAUUCCACGCCUUGUCCCAUGCCACACCGGUGUUGACAGUAUUUUUAAGAACCGUGUCAAUCUCAUUACUUUGUAAGGACCGUCAAUUAUUUUUAUUGCGGUCAUCAAUACUGGUACAGCAUUUUAAAAGUUCAGAGUUUACACUUAUAUCCGUCCAAUGUUAUGUGAUAGACAAUUAUAUAACCAUGUAUAUACCCUUUUAAGAGGUGUUACAGCUCUGUAAGUGAAGUGCUUCAGUUUUCAGUCUUUGAUAUUUUGUUGGAAUUAAUUUUUGAUUUCAUGGUAUUCCUUUUAGGAAGGAACAAUUGAAAAAUGUAAAACCCUAAAAUACAAGUGCUCUACAUGCUUAACAGUAACAAAAACGACCUAAUAAUCCCCCCAGUGUAUGUAUUAUAUCAACUUGUCCGAUACUUUCACCUUAAAUCACCAAUUUAAUUGUAUAUAGGUACUUGAAAAGUUGUGUGCACUAAAACCUUUUUGGGGAGGUGAAUUUAAAAGUUCUACAAUCAAUCUCAUUUUCCGAAAUUGAUAAAUACCUAUAGCUAGGAUAUGUUAAAAGAUCAACAUGAUGUCUUAAAUAUUUCAUGAAUUACUUGUGUAGGGUUAUUUUAAUUUUGUGUACAAUAAUACUGUCCAGUCUGUUUUUCCAUGUCUAGGUACACAUGUUACUACUUAAAAUGAAUUUGCUGAAGCAAAAAAAAUGUAAAACUGCUUGCAGUCCAGGUAAUAAUUGUUAUUUACAAGACAAUAUCCUAGGUCUGGUGUAGUAUAGAGCAGUAAUGGGCGGGAUCAAAAUACUGUAUUGUUUAUCUUAACCACAGAUUUUACCCGACACCAUGUUUGUGAUAAUAAAUGUGAUAUAUUUAUUUUACAGCAUUACAUGUACAGCUGAGCUUAUAACUGUACUCGAUGUUAAAAUGUAUAACUUAUUUUUGUCAGACUCACAUGAAUAAAAGAUAUUUUGAAGAA
Molecule: messenger RNA, 5937 nt
Organism: Pecten maximus
Lineage: Eukaryota; Metazoa; Mollusca; Bivalvia; Pectinida; Pectinidae
Product: cytosolic carboxypeptidase 6-like
Exons: 12
Coding region: 7-1557 (516 amino acids)
Biological process (GO): proteolysis
Molecular function (GO): zinc ion binding; metallocarboxypeptidase activity
Source: RefSeq, a predicted model, not a curated record